CUUUAAAAUUUGUAAUCUUACGGACUCCAUGUAUUGUAAAACGGGAAAACCAACUAAGCUAACGAAAACGAGUAAAAUUCAGGCAAUUUCUGACCUAAUGACCUCUUUCACUUGCAUGAUCUGAUGCUGUAUUUUGUAAUUUUUCAUUGUGGGAGUUCUUUGAAAUGUUGAAGGUAGAGAAAGUUCUUCAGUUGAAAAGCAAGCAAGGAAAACCAUUACGAGUUGUGCGUGAACAUUACCUGAGAGAUGACGUGCCAUGUAAUAGUAAACUAUGUCUUAGGGAGUGUCCAAUGUCUGAAAGAUGUCUAACCAGAGAAGUAAAUCAUUAUAUCAUACCGGAUGGAGGAACUGCAAGAGAUUACCUUGAUAUCCUGGAGCUAGAUGAGUUCAAAGGUCUCAUAGUCCCGCAAACUGUCCUUCAUUUUAUGAAGCAUAAUGGAAGCAGACGUCUCCUGAACAGACUCAAAGACAAAGUCAAAGACAAGAAACAAGGCUGCGCUUUCUUUGCUGAUGAAUUCUGUCGAGAAGUAUUCUCACCCAGACAACUUGGGGAGAGUGAAGAAGAGUGGCAAACUAGAUUGGUGUAUGCAUCAGCGAUGUGGUACUAUAAACAUUUACAAGAACAGAUUCCAAUUGUAGUAUUGACCGAUAAUCAAGAGGUGAUAGAAAGGUAUGGAAGUCAGACCAUGAAUGUACAUGUGAGUAAUAUGGGGGACUAUCUCUCCUUGUUCUGGCCAGAUCUUACUCAAGCAUAUGAUAUUCUGGAAUCAGUGAAGGCAUCUCUAGCAACAGCUGUAGAAGAAGAUGGGAGUAAGGAGUAUAGAGAUCAUCUCUUAAGUGAUGAUUUGAGUACUGGAAUCAAAUCAGGAAGAUAUAUUGAAGGAAUGCUACGGGUCAACAAACAUCAUGCUCAGGACGAGGCUUAUUUACAAAGAAAAGAGUCAGGUCAGAGUUCUAAAGAUACCAAAUUAGAAUCUGAUAUCUUGAUAUCUGGGAGGAAAAAUAGAAAUCGAGCUGUUCAUGGAGACAUUGUGGUAGUUGAAUUGCUCCCAAAGGCUCAAUGGACUGGAAAGAGACUUGCUUUAAAAUCUGGAGAUGAUAAAAAAGAGGAAUCAAUCAGUGAAGUGGUCCCAUGUGGAAGAGUGGUUGGCAUCUCAGAGAGGAACUGGAGGGAUUAUGUUGCUACUUUCCCAGAAAGAGAUGAGAUCACAGCUAAUCGAGGGAGUAAGAUUCUUGUGAUUCCUUGGGAUUACAGAAUUCCUAAGAUAAGGAUUAGUACAAGACAAGCAGAUGCAUUAAAUGAUCAAAGGAUUGUUGUUCGACUUGACAACUGGCCAGCAGACUCCCAGUAUCCUAAUGGUCACUAUGUCCGGUCACUUGGUACCAUCGGUGAACUAGAGACGGAGGUAGCAGCUACUUUGAUUGAGAACAGCUUAUCAGUGGGUGCAUUUUCUGAAGGACAGAUCAAAGAAAUGCCUGUUAACACCCCUGAAAACCCUUGGCUAAUGACCGAUGAGGAGAUGGGUAAUCGACGAGACCUCCGCCACUCACAUCUUAUAUUCAGUAUUGACCCCAAAGGAUGUGAAGAUGUUGAUGAUACUCUAUCUGUGAGGGAGCUUAGUAAUGGAAACAUAGAGCUUGGGGUCCACAUAGCUGAUGUAUCUUACUUUGUGAAAGAAGGAAGUCUCACUGAUCUAGAAGCAAGAUUAAGAUCAACCACAGUUUAUUUGGCCGACAGACGCUAUGACAUGCUUCCCACAAUCCUUAGUGCCGAUCUCUGCUCUCUGAUUGGUGGAGUGGAUCGCUAUGCAGUCAGUGUGCUGUGGGAAUUGAAAUCUUUCACAUAUGAAGUGAUUAAGAACAAGGUUUGGUAUGGGAGGACUAUCAUCCGCUCAGCCUACAAGAUGUUCUAUGAGGCAGCUCAAAUGUUGCAUGAUGGGAAGGAUCUAUCGGCAGAUGACAUACCCGAGCUGAGAGAUGUAGAUGACGUAACCAGGGAACUAGAGCUUGAAAGAUUAAAGUGGGCUGUAGAUCAGCUAAUGAUGAUUGCUCGUAAGCUGAAGGCACAGAGAGAGGUUGGGGGCGCUGUUCAGCUUGAAGGUACAGAGGUCAAAGUUGAACUCAACGAAGAACAAGAGAUUGAAAAUCUUGUUCCAAAGCAGACUCUUGAGAUCCAUGAGACCAUAGCUGAAUGUAUGAUCUACACCAAUCAUUGGGUUGCUAAGAAGAUAGCUCAAUCGUAUCCACAUGCUGCUCUGCUAAGACACCAUCCACUUCCAAGGCAGGAACAGUUCCAGGAGCUAAUAACCAGUGCCAGGUCUAAGGGGUUUACUGUAGAUACCAGUUCAAACAAGCUACUUGCCGAGUCCCUUGAUAGAUGUAUAGACAGGAAAGAUCCAGUCUUCAACAAAGUUCUUCGUUCCCUAGCAACCAAGGCAAUGUCUAAUGCCCUCUACUUCUCAACUGGUAGCCUGUCUGUUGAUCAGUUCUUUCACUAUGGUUUGGCAAUGGACAGAUAUACACAUUUUACAUCUCCCAUACGAAGAUACGCUGAUAUCAUAGUUCACCGUCUGUUACUUGCUGCUGUGGGAGAGGUACCAGAAUCAGAAAUUGGGUUGCAAAGUAAUCAGAAUCUGCAGGAACUCUGUCAACACCUGAACAGGAAACAUAGAGCUGCUCAGAAUGCCCAAAAGGACUCCCAAGAACUGUUUCAAGCCCUAUUCUUCAAGGAUCGAGAACCAUCAGAUGAAGCGUGCAUCGUUGAUGCUAUUAUUCAGAACCUCAGGGCAAAUGGUGUCUUGGUUUUUAUUCCAAGAUAUGGUAUUAAAGGAGCGGUCUAUCUUCGAGAUAAAGCUGGUUUAGUUUGUGAUACAUCAAUCCCUCAUCAACCUCAAUGGGUACAAGGUUCUCUAUCAAGAUCAGAGUUUGCUAUCACUGUGCAGGCAGGGGAACAUGUAUCUACAUACCGACUCUUUGAUCAUAUUACAGUUGGUAUUAGCGUUCAAAGCUCUAGAGCACACCCUAACUCACUCCGGUUGCAGCUGCUAGCUUCUGAGCCCCACACCUUUGAUCUGCAAGAAGAUGGACUAGGCAGUUCACUUAGGACGAACAUUGUACAGGAGGUCAAGUCAUUGAGUGAUGAGAGCCCGUUUUCAUCGAUAAACCUUCGGGAUCAAAUGGUAGUGUUAGGAUCAACCCUUCCCAAGCUGCAUGAGAUGUAUGGACAGACAGAUGGAAAAUUUUACACAAUGUUUCAAGACUUCUCUAAUAUGAACUUAAAAGAGAAAGAUUCAUGACAAAUGUUGAACAACAUAAUAUCUAUAUCUACUCUUGGAGUCAUUAAUGGCCAAUAUAGAAGAUAACGCUGUGGUAAGAAAUAUGUGUUUGUCGUGCAAACUAUAUGAAUAGUGCAAGUAGGAAACUCUCUCCGGCGUGGAGCUGAGCAAGUAGAGGCAUGUGCCUGAAGACCUGUAGGCACAUGAUUAUAACAUGGCUCUGAAACAUUUCCUCAAGUGGUGAGACAUCGUCCCAUUUCAUACAUUUAUAAGAAUAACAACUGAGAUUUAUGUGAAUGGUUGCCGUAUGGUUGCCUGUGUAUACAGCAUUGCUUUGUUUGCCAUGAAAGUUAGUACAGUUUGCCUAUCUCAAAUGGUGAUCAAUUGAAUUAGUAAUUUUGCAGUUAACAGUUAAAUGAAGAAUACCAGUUUUCAUGGAAAAUUUGACACCAAUCAGAUGCUGAACAUGUACAGCCAAUAUCAAUCAUCUAAAGACCUAUGACCUGCAGGUGAUAUUUAAUACCACUUGGAACUCACCCAUUUUCUAAUGGUAAAGACAUCUCAUUUUCCCUGACCUGACAGCUGCAUGGAGCUAAGCAGGAUUUGGCUCAAGAAUUUCUUGCUUGUACAUCGAGUUUGCUCUCCCCCAAAGAAGUCUCUAUUAUAGGUAUUUCAAUGCUUUUCACAAAGUGUGGGGUCAGUAAAUAGUAAUGUACUCUCCUUGAAAGCUGCCAUUUAAAUGAUAUAUCCAUAUUGAAGUAGAUUCUUCUCAAUCAUCCGGUCGAAUUCAUUGUGAAGAAAACAAAUAAAAAUUGGAAAUAACAACUUGUAUGUUAGCUUCAUAUCGUCUUUGAUAUUGGAUAAAAAUUCCUUCAGACUGGAAUGUCCAUAAGACUAGAAUUGUCCCUAUGCUAUUAAGAUUUUGAAUAAUUAGUGAAGAAAUUCUAAUCACACUAUUUAGAUAUUUUCCUUGUGUAGCACACAUCUUGUGAUAUCAUGGUGCAUGAAUUUGCAGGCUCAAAUCUUGACACUUGAAUAUGUUUAUGAUGUAUGCUACACAAACUAUUUCAUUGAUGUUGCGAUUGACAGAGAACAAAUGCAGUGUACUAUGCAAAUUAAAUGGUUUGUCAGCUCACACAGUUAAAUAUACAGUGCAAUAUUUGUUUAUAUAAUAUGGGUUGUAUGAGAGAAGGCUUCUGAUUGGUCAAUUGCCCUCUUUUUGCAAUUAUGUAAUCCGGUAUAUGGCUAUGAUCGUGGCAUAUACCAGCAAUUUCUGCAGGGUAGCUUGUGUACAAAACUUCAUAGGGUGAUGUCGCAAUCGAUACCUUGAGGAAAACAUUUCUGCUAUAUUUUUUCAUUACAAUAAAUAAAUAUUUGCUAUUUGUGUUAUACAACACCUCGGAAUUCAGCAAAAAUAUGAAGAAAAAAAAAUCAAUUUUUUCCCCGCAUUAAUCUAUGAAAAAGGGGCAAAAAAUAUUGAAAGCAAAAAGCAAAAUCCCACAAGCGUGCAUGAUAUCUAGGGCAGCUGCAGUGCGCAGCUAGCCAGCAGGCCACACGCGUAUACACCUUCAUUUUUUACUGAGCGCAAUGAAUUGAAUUAUAUUUCAACUUAGCCUGCGGCCUCGUUUAAAUAUAAAUGCAUGCAAGAAAUUUGAAUCUAUGGACAACUCCUUAGCAUGCACUUUAUAAAAUGUCACGCUGGCUGUGCUUUUGUGUAUUUUGUAAGGUAAGAAUGAUUCAUGUUAAGCCUUUGUACCAUUAUAUUUCUGAAUCAAAUAAUGAAAUAAUUAUGUUUGCCAACACUUUGCUGAUAAAAAAAAGGUUACCGGCAGAACAUACAGCUUAAAAUGUUUCAUUGGCUACAACCACAUUAUUUCCAAUUGGUUGAAAAGGUAAUACGUGUAUAAUGUCAUUGCCAUGAAGGUGAUUACUGCUCCAACUUUGGAACACUAAAAUGCCUUCUUUGUUAAAAGUAUUACUUUUUAAAAUGAAGAUAUCAAUACUCUCUCUAUCUUUUAUCUUUGUUGUAUCUUGAUUGCUGCCCUACGUUGAAAGAUGCUAAAUCCUCAAAUGGAUGGUUAAUUACAAGUCACACACUAUGUGAAAGUUUGUCCCUACCAUCAUCACAAUCUACUUGCCAAACUGAAAAUUAAAUAUUUACAUAUAUUUGAUGUCCUGAUUAAGGAAAGUUUUGUCAGUAGAUCAAUUUCUUUCAAACUUUCAGCAUUCAGGUUUGCCUUGUCGCCUGCUUUCAUAUAAAUUAAUUUUUACAAAACCUGGAUUUUCCCCCCUAAAGUGGGAGUUUGAAAUAAAGAGUUAAAGGUAUAAUGGGUUCACCAAAUAUAUUAAAGGCCAAUUGCAUCAUCAGCCAUAUCUGCAAUAUUAUUCACCGUCUUUCUUUAUAUCUUGAGGUCAAUGAAAUAACUUAAAAUUGUAUUACAAGGUCAAUGAAUUUGUGCAUGUAUACUCAUUUAGUAUUUUGUUCCCAUUUAUCAUUUGCAUUCAUUGAAUGUUCAAAUAUUUUCUGAUUAGACAUUUUCUGUGUAUAUUUGAUAUUUUUUGUACAUAAUGUAUAAAUUAAUAAUUAAUAAACCAUUCAAGUUAAUAAUGUAAAU
Molecule: messenger RNA, 5890 nt
Organism: Lytechinus pictus (painted urchin)
Lineage: Eukaryota; Metazoa; Echinodermata; Echinoidea; Temnopleuroida; Toxopneustidae
Product: DIS3-like exonuclease 1
Exons: 27
Coding region: 165-3296 (1043 amino acids)
Biological process (GO): rRNA catabolic process
Cellular component (GO): cytoplasmic exosome (RNase complex)
Molecular function (GO): 3'-5'-RNA exonuclease activity; RNA binding
Source: RefSeq, a predicted model, not a curated record